AUGCGCAUCGACCGAGAGCUGCAGCGAAACCUUAUUGUAGAAAUCGCUCUCUCUGCCUUCUUUCUUGGUGGGUGCUUUGUGUUUGGGGUCGGGUUGAUAUUUCACAGCCUGUGGUACACUGGCAGCAUCGCAGAGUACUCAGCUGGUCUCUACAUCAUUUCCGCGAUGGUGCUCUUUCACAUGAGCGAGUUUCUUGUUGCCGCGCUCAUACGCCGGCAUGACACGCACCCCGAUGCCUUCAUGUUGUACCACUCGAAGGCGUACUCUAUUGCGAUGGCUUCCGGGUGGGUGGAGUUCCUCGUGGAGUGUACGCUGAUCCCGGAAAGCUGGAAAACGCCUCGAGGCACCUCGUGGGAGUGGAUACUGCGCAUGAACUACAGUACUGUCACUGUCGCUGCUGUGUUGACUGCUGCUUUUUAUUUAGUACGUGUUAUUGGAAUGUUGCACUGUGGCACAAGCUUCUCAUUGGUGAUCGAAAUCGAGCGGCGGUCAAGUCAUGUGCUUGUCGAUUCCGGAAUAUACGCGGUGCUGCGACAUCCGGCGUACUUUGGCUUUUUCUGGAGAACUGUCUUCUCACAAAUGAUAUUGAUGAAUCCCCUUUGCCUUGUCAUCCAUACACUAGUGAUGUGGAAGUUCUUCUUUGAUCGCAUUCCGUAUGAGGAAGAAGUGUUGGGAAGUGAGGAGUUCUUUGGCGACCGCUAUAAAGCAUACAAGGCUGCAACCUGGGUGGGCAUCCCUUUUAUUCGUUGA
Trypanosoma grayi is the source of this 750-nucleotide messenger RNA. RefSeq names its product putative prenyl protein specific carboxyl methyltransferase. Gene Ontology annotation, cellular component: membrane; endoplasmic reticulum. The transcript has a single exon. Bases 1 to 750 code for a protein of 249 amino acids. Gene Ontology annotation, molecular function: protein C-terminal S-isoprenylcysteine carboxyl O-methyltransferase activity. Lineage: Eukaryota; Euglenozoa; Kinetoplastea; Trypanosomatida; Trypanosomatidae. The record is from RefSeq and is a predicted model, not a curated record. Gene Ontology annotation, biological process: C-terminal protein methylation.